Messenger RNA from Fonsecaea multimorphosa CBS 102226, 1188 nucleotides. RefSeq lists its product as uncharacterized. The record is from RefSeq and is a predicted model, not a curated record. The coding region runs from base 1 to 1188 and encodes 395 amino acids. The transcript has a single exon. NCBI's taxonomy places the organism in Eukaryota, Fungi, Ascomycota, Eurotiomycetes, Chaetothyriales, Herpotrichiellaceae. Gene Ontology annotation, biological process: lipid metabolic process.
AUGCUUCGCUUGUGGUCCUUUUUCUGGGUAUUCUCAUGGAUAGCAGCUGGUGGAGCGUUUCCGGCGCAUCUGCGGGCAAGUGACAACGAAAUCUCCCAACAGACCUUUGAGUCCCUGGAAGAACUCGCUCGCAUUGUCGACAUAUCCUACUGCGUCGGGACGACGGGCAUACAGAAGCCCUUCAAAUGCCUGAGUCGAUGUAGCGACUUUGAGGGCUUCGAACUCGUCACCACCUGGAAUACCGGUCCUCUUCUGUCCGACUCAUCUGGCUACAUCGCCCUGUCGCAUCCUCCCUACCCAAAGCGAGUCAUUGUCGCCUUCCGAGGAACCUACUCCAUCGCAAACACCAUUGCAGACCUGUCGACAAACCCAGCCGAAUAUGCCCCUUUCCCUUCCGAGAGAGAUAAUGAUUCCUUCUGCACUACCGAGCAAUGGCAAAAUGAAAAGGAUCCGAUCCUUCCACAACUACUGAAGCAGCCGGAGAGAAGGAGUGUGGUUCAGGUCGAGUGUCCGAACUGCACCGUACAUUCGGGCUUCAUGACGUCUUGGCGAAACACACGCUGCAUCAUCAUCCCGCAAGUAGAAAUGGCCUUGAAGGAUCACCCAGACUACGAACUAGUGCUGGUGGGCCAUUCUCUUGGAGGGGCUGUUGCAGCGUUGGCGUCUCUGGAAUUUCAAGCGAGGGGAUGGGAACCUCAUGUCACAACCUUUGGCGAGCCACGGGUCGGAAAUCUGGCUCUGAAUGAAUUCAUCGACAAACGAUUCAACCUGAAUACCACCAGACCAGACGAGUGGACGUACCGCAGGGUGACACAUGUGGAUGAUCCAGUGCCGCUUUUGCCACUGGAAGAAUGGGGUUACCGAAUGCACGCUGGCGAGAUAUACAUCUCCAAACCCUCGCUGCCUCCUGCCCGUGCUGAUAUCCGGCAUUGCGUGGGCGAUGAGGAUCCCGCUUGUAUUGCCGAAAGCAUCUCAACCGUCAAGGUAAGAGCUGCGGCCCAGGGAGACGACUACUUGGCCUCCGAAGUCAAGGAAAUGUGGGAGAUAAGUCGGCGGUACAAGUUUUGGCAGCUGUUCUUCGCUCAUCGUGACUAUUUCUGGCGACUUGGUCUCUGCGUUCCAGGCGGAGACCCUUGGGACUGGUCAAGAAGCAAAUAUAAUGCAACCUUUAUGAAUGACGAGUUAUGA